Molecule: messenger RNA, 2820 nt
Organism: Cottoperca gobio
Lineage: Eukaryota; Metazoa; Chordata; Actinopteri; Perciformes; Bovichtidae
Product: secretory carrier-associated membrane protein 2-like
Exons: 9
Coding region: 90-1094 (334 amino acids)
Biological process (GO): protein transport
Cellular component (GO): trans-Golgi network membrane; recycling endosome membrane
Source: RefSeq, a predicted model, not a curated record
ACAGCACCAUCAGCAGGAGCAGUAGCCACCGCCGGGGAGACGGGAGCUGUAGUGUUGUUUAUUCCACACAAGAUAAACUUUUCUCGACAAUGUCGGGAUUUGACAGCAACCCCUUCGUGGACCCAAUGGACAUACACCCCUUCCAGGAUGCCUCAAUCACACAAGUUACCAAUGGAGCCUCUGAAAACGUUGGGGAGUUCAACCCAUUUUCUGCCAAUGACAUGGGAACCCACACUGGCACUACCAUCCCCAUCUCUGCUGCCUCCUCUCAACCCGCCAUCCUCCCGACGUCCGUGGAGCAGAGCGCACAAGAAAAUGCAGCUGCUGGCCAGGCUAACCUGCUCAAACAGCAGGAGGAGCUGGAGAAAAAAGCAGCCGAGCUGGAGCGUAAGGAGAAGGAGCUGCAGAACAGGUCCGGAGGCACAGGCAUUAAAGAAAACAACUGGCCACCUCUUCCCAAUUUCUCCCCUGUGAAGCCCUGCUUUUAUCAGGACUUUGAGGAUGAAAUCCCAGAGGAGUAUCGCAGUAUCUGCAAGAGAAUGUACUACCUCUGGAUGUUCCACAGUGCCACUCUCUUCCUCAACGUGCUGGCCUGCCUGGCUUACUUCACUGCAGACUCUCAGUACGGCGUUGACUUCGGUCUGUCCAUCCUCUGGUUCAUCCUCUUCACCCCCGUGUCCUUCCUCUGCUGGUACCGGCCCGUCUACAAGGCCUUCAGGUCUGACAGCUCCUUCAGCUUCUUUUCCUUCUUUUUUGUCUUUUUCUUCCAAGUGGCAGUGUACAUCAUCCAGACUGUAGGGAUCCCCAAGUGGGGAAACAGCGGAUGGAUCGCGUCCAUCAGCAUGAUCAACAAAAACUUGGCUGUGGCUGUGGUCAUGAUGGUGGUGGCCGGUUUUUUCACUGUAAACGCUGUCCUGGCUGUCAUCUUACUGAAAAUGGUCCACUCUAAGUACAGAAGGACAGGUGCCAGCUUCACCAAGGCCCAGCAGGAGUUCUCCCACGGAGUCCUGACCAACCCAACUGUCCAGACUGCUGCGACCAGUGCUGCCACCUCUGCUGCCCAGGGAGCCUUUGGCAGGAGCCAGGGAAAUUAGACUAUUUUUCACAUCCUACGUGCUUCAGGCUAGUCUCUUCUCUGGCCAACAGAGCCAUCUCCCAACAUACUUCAGCGGGUUUAGGGAUGGGGGUUUGAUUAUUUAUGAAAAAGGCCAAAAAACAACUUAUGAUGAAAGAAAUUCUUCUCGCUACAAUAUGAGCCUAGUGAGCGUCCCUAUUUUCCACUUAUAAACUUUGAAAAGAAAAAGGCAGUGCAUACGACAAGUUAGAGGUCUUUUAUAAGCAUGCAAUGACUUGCAUGUCUCGGUUGUUAUUGAACUCUCGACCACCCUCAUCAGUAUACAGCGGUAUACAAAUUCAUGUUUAUACUGGGAAAUGUAGGAAGGAGUUAGAAAACUGAAUUUGAAUAAAACAAGUUAAAGGAGGAGGCAGAGUGGGUAUGACACAAAAGCAAUUGGAAGCACCUCAUCCCAAUAUAACUAACUGGAAUACAUUUAACAUAGUUGACUAAAGAUAAACAUGAAAGUUUCUGCGCUGCACCAGCGAACAGGACUGGGGAUUAGUGAUAAAGUACAUUUAUUUCAAUCCUGUCACUGUUUAAAGACGCUGGCAGAAAGUGUUAGGAUUUUUCUAUCUCUCAGUUUUAUGUAGAAAUAACAGACUGGGGCCUCAAAAAUAAACACUGCGAAGAGUUGGGGUUAUUUAAAAAGCAUACUUGACAUGAGAAUGUUUUACCAUCAUUGAAUGAUGGAUCCACUUGAUGUAUGUAUACAUAUUUUUGGCAUUAAGGCAGCAAGUAGAGCGUUGCAGGGUAACUGGUCUAUCAUCCUGCCUUAUAAACAAUGUUAAUACAUACAGUACACUACUGAUCGUUGCUGUUUGAAUUCUGCUCUAAAUCGUAUGUGUUCUCGUGUGUAUUACUGUAUCGGAUGCUGGUUAAUGAAGGUGACGGGAUGAAGGUUUUUUUCUUAUACUGUUUUGAUCAGUUUACUGAUGUAGAUGAAGUGAGACAGAGUUAUUCUAAAGGCAAAUGAAGACGUGGUUUAACUGGGAUGGCACAUUUUAAUUUAUGUUGUUGUCAAGAAUACCAUUAUGUUUUCUGUAUGGAGCCUUGCUGUGAUUAAAAUGAAAGACACAGCACAGGAUUGUAAUUGUAAAGUUAGUGACAGUAUAGAAUUGAGUGCAUUUACUUGGAGAAGUGUAUUAAUGAGCAGAAAGAACACAAUAUUUAUCUGUCAAUUAUCCAUUCUUUAGACUUUGUAUUUGUAGUAAAUAUACUGCAGAUUAAAGUCAUGUUACUGAAUAGUUGCAGACUUUCUACCUACUUGUCGUUAGGUAUUAGCAUUUUCCCAUUUUUACUCAUGCAUAUAUAUAAUAGAAUAUAUAAGCUGUCUGAUCUUUUGUUACUGUAACACUGAAUCAUUUUGUUUUGUUCCUUUUGUUGUAACCUCAGUGCCUUUUCAGCAGAUUUCCUGUGGGAAUUUAAGCACAAGGCUGUUGGUUGUAGUUUUGUCUCAUUUUGUUUGUCUUAAUAGUAAAUAGAGAAAUUAGUUUUAUGUUGAAAUGUUCAUCAAUGAUCAGAAUGUGUGUUAAGGUGUGUUGUACAUAUUGGUGACCUAUUUAAAACAUAUUUACUGGGGGGGAUGGGUACUUGCUGGAAAUUGAUUCUCAGUCUUAACAUUCUUGUUGAAUGUUGUGUAAUUCUUUCCCUCUUUCAGAAACUGUUGAUCAUGUGGCCUGCUAAGUAAAGAAUACUGUACAUAC